UUUCAGACCACAACCAACUACUACAUCGUCAACCUUGCCGUCGCCGACUGCCUGAUUGCCCUCACCUGCUCGUGGCCCCACCUUGUGAACGACCUCACGCCCUUUUGGGUGCUGGGCAGUUUCUUCUGUACUUUCAACACCUUCUGCCAGGGUGAGUUCUGA
Messenger RNA from Lymnaea stagnalis (great pond snail), 162 nucleotides. Lineage: Eukaryota; Metazoa; Mollusca; Gastropoda; Lymnaeidae. The record is from the annotation of a GenBank genome assembly.